This is a messenger RNA of Clupea harengus (Atlantic herring), 1578 nucleotides long. Its product is annotated as scavenger receptor cysteine-rich domain-containing protein DMBT1-like. The record is from RefSeq and is a predicted model, not a curated record. NCBI's taxonomy places the organism in Eukaryota, Metazoa, Chordata, Actinopteri, Clupeiformes, Clupeidae.
CAGUAAUCCGUUAUUUCCCAAUCGUCACAGAUGUCAUGAAAUGAUAUAAAAUGAUCAGCAGACAGGACUGUCAGGCACAUCCAUCUGCGGCGGAAGGCGAUACCCUGAAGUGAACCAUGGACAUCCGAACAGUAGCAUUCAUUCUCUGCACUCUCCUGGAAAUAACCAACACUCACGGGGCAGCAUUGCCAUGCGGUGGUGUACUCAAUGAGCCCAAAGGUGAAUUCUUCAGCCCCAACUACCCUAAUUCUUACCCCAACAAAGCCCACUGCACCUGGAGCAUCCAGAGCACAGGAGACCGCAUCAUAGAGCUCAGCUUCCCCUUCGUGAAUGUGGAGUAUGUGAACUGGGAUGCAGACUGCAGGUUUGACUCCAUCAGUGUGUACGAUGGACCCGUGUCUGAUGACCGGUUGCUAAGCAGGAUAUGUGGCAACCAAACUCGAGUCUUUAAUUCCACUCGGAACGAGUUGACUGUGGUCUUCACCAGUGACUCCACGUUUCCUUACAAAGGAUUCCAUGCAAGUUACAGCUUUGUUGAUGUUCCAGUUCUGCCAGAUUAUCCAACUACAGAAGUAAUUAGGCCAACCCCGGAUCCUAAAGAUAUGAAAUGUGGUGGCGAGCUGACUGAGCCCAAAGGGGAAUUCUUCAGCCCUAACUACCCCAAAAAUUACCCCAUCAAAGCUAAAUGCACCUGGAGCAUCAAGAGCACAGGAAACCGCAUCAUAGGACUCACAUUUCCUGUUGUAAACCUUGAGACGGACUGGUUGAAGGACUGCCGGUUUGACUCCGUUAGAGUGUAUGACGGCCCUGCUUCUGACGACCGCUUGCUCGGCAGACUCUGUGGCACACAAAACGGCCACUUUAACUCGACUAGGAACGAGCUGACGGUUGUCUUCUCCAGUGACUCCAGCACAACUUUCAGUGGCUUCAAAGCAGAGUAUGGCUUCAUUGAUGUCCCCAGUUUAUCAGAAUAUCCAACCCCAGUUCCUACGGAGGACCCAGCAGAAAUGUGUGGCAGCGUGCUUGAAGAGCCCAAAGGUGAAUUCUUCAGCCCCAACUACCCUGGUUCUUACCCCAAUAAAGCCAACUGCACCUGGAGCAUCCAGAGCACAGGAGACCGCAUCAUAGAGCUCAGCUUCCCCUUCAUGCAAGUAGAAUAUAGGAACUGGGAUGCAGACUGCAGGUUUGACGCCAUCAGUGUGUAUGAUGGACCCGUGUCUGAUGACCGGUUGCUACACAGGCUGUGUGGCAACCAAACUCUCUCCAUCAAAUCAACAAAAAAUGAGAUGACUGUGCUCUUCACCAGUGACUCCACUUUUCCUUACAAAGGAUUCCAUGCUAGUUACAGCUUUGUUGAUAAGGCUUAAUCAGCAGCCUGACGUGCCACUUUCAUCCACAGUCAUCACACAGAAACAGAAACUACAUCUUUGCCAUCAGGCACCCUUCGUUCAUCGCCACACCUGAUUUGAAUAAUGGCGGUUCUCUGCAAGAGAAGAGUUCUAAAACCCAUGACACUACCCACUUAAGGAUUCUGUGCAAUUACAACUUUACAUUAAAUAAAGUAUUGGUUUGUUCUGA